This is a messenger RNA of Amphiprion ocellaris (clown anemonefish), 5274 nucleotides long. RefSeq names its product heparanase (gene hpse). Gene Ontology annotation, molecular function: hydrolase activity, acting on glycosyl bonds. Gene Ontology annotation, cellular component: membrane; extracellular matrix. The transcript has 15 exons. The record is from RefSeq and is a predicted model, not a curated record. The coding region runs from base 33 to 1637 and encodes 534 amino acids. Lineage: Eukaryota; Metazoa; Chordata; Actinopteri; Pomacentridae.
GGUCCCGGAUCGUUUCCUGUCUCUCUGCUGACAUGAACUUUCUGCUGCUUCUCUCUCUGAUCUCUCUGCGGACUCACGGAACCAGAACUGGCCCGGAUGGAGGCUGGGCGCUGGACCCGGACCCUGUCCAGGAGCUGGACCUGGACCUGGUUCUGGAGCCGGAUCUGUCCGCGGUGCUCCGCCGGGUGGAUCCUCGCUUCCUGUCCGUCACCAUCGAUGCCAGUCUGGCCGCAGAGGAGAGCUUCAUGGCGCUGCUCAGCUCCUCUAAGGUUAGAACUUUGUCUUCGGCUCUCAGUCCUUCAUUUCUUCGCUUCGGUGGAACCAGACAAGAUUUCAUGAAGUUUAAACCUCAGAGAAGGAAACGGAACUCAAAGAACCCAGGUAGUGAGUCCUGUCAGCAGCUCCUUCCCUGGGUGGUUGAGAAGCAGCUGAAGAUGAACUGGACGCUGCAGCAGCAGAUUCUGAUCAAAGAAGACCUGAAGAGGAAGUUUAAGAAGAUCAGCUUCACAGAGGUGACGGUGGACCUCCUGAACUCCUUCAGCAGCUGCUGCGGCUUCAAUCUGAUCUUCGGUUUGAACGCUUUGCUCAGAACUUCAGAGAACGUGUGGAACAGCAGCAAUGCAGAAACUCUCAUCAAGUACUGCCAGUCCAGACGGUACCGGAUGAACUGGGAGCUCGGGAACGAGCCGAACAGCUUUGAGAAGAAGGCCGGGAUCCGAGUGGACGGGCACCAGCUGGGUCUGGACUUCCUCCGGCUCCGGGAGCUGAUGUCACGGUCCGGGUUCUACCGGGACGCCGGGCUAUUUGGACCCGACGUGGGCCAGCCGAGGGACCACCGGACCGACAUCCUGGGGGGCUUCCUGCAGACCGGAGCCGAAGCCGUGGACGCCGUCACCUGGCACCAUUACUAUGUGAACGGCAGAGACACGUCUCUGGAAGACUUCCUGGAUCCGGAGAUUCUGGACACUCUGACCUCAAAGACCAACGAAGUGAUGGAGAAAGUGAAGCUUUUGUCUCCGACGAAGCCGAUUUGGCUCGGAGAGACGAGUUCAGCGUAUGGAGGAGGAGCUGUAGGGCUGUCGGACACCUUCGUAGCCGGAUUCAUGUGGCUGGAUAAACUGGGUCUGGGAGCCACUCUGGGUCUGGAUGUGGUGAUGAGGCAGGUUCUGGUGGGUUCUGGGAGCUACCACCUGCUGGACGAGAACCUGGACCCUUUACCUGAUUACUGGCUGUCGCUGCUCUACAAGAGGCUGGUCGGUCCGGAGGUUCUGAAGGUCCGGAAACGAUCUGGUUCUGCUCGGAGCAAAAGAGUGAGAACGUAUCUGCACUGCAGCAAUGAGAAGAGCUACAGCCGUGGAUCUGUCACUCUGAUCUCCAUGAACCUGAACCAGAACCCGUCCAGGAUCUCCGUCCCCCUGGUCCUCAGCAGCUCCUCUCUGGAAGCUUUCAUCCUGCAGUCCGACCGACUCGACUCCAGGUCUGUGAAGCUCAACGGUCGUCUCCUCCAGAUGUUGGAGGAUGAAACACUCCCAGACCUCAGAGGAACUCGUCUUCCUCCCUCUGAUCUCCUGCAGCUUCCAGGAUUCUCUCUAAACUUCUUCGUCUUCCUGGACGUCCAGGCGGCGGCGUGUCUCUGACGUCCUGCAGGUUGAGGAACAUGGUGAAGUUGAUGGCUUCCUUCAACAUCUCCUCCAGCUCUCCGUCCUUCACAUUCAGCUUCCCUGAACCAACAAAACAGGAUUUUAGACCAGAACAUGGAGGUCAGAAGGUCCAGCUGCUCUCAGAUCAGGUUCAUCUACAGACCCAGAGAGGCGUACGUGUCCUUCAGGUCCUCCUGGUCAAUGAAUCCAUCACGGUUCUGAUCGAUCAGAGUGAAGGCCUGAAGAACAACCAGGAGGUCGGAAGUGGUCAUCAGCAAGUGUGGAGCCAGAGAGCAGUGAUUGGUCAGACUGACUGAGAGCCAGAGAGCAGUGAUUGGUCAGACAGCGCGCUAGUGGAUCUAGUCUGCUGUAUGUAUCUAUGGCCGGAACGUCUGUUAGCGUCUCUGGCUGCUGUUGACCUUAUUUUUGGAGUAAAACACGAUGUUCAGAGGGAGAUGAUGCCACAUCUGGUCCAGCUGAUGGAAGGUCUUGAAGUUCUCUGACUGGCCUGGACUGAAGAUGGUCGUCUCACUGGAUUUAAGGUUCAGAUGCUCAGUAACAAACUCCACCAAUGAGCCAACAGGGAAGCUUUAGGUUUAUUAAAUGUUGCUAUGAAGGUUUCACUGUUUUUCUUUGUGGAUGCAAUGAGCUCCAACUGAAACUUGAAUUAGAACUUAGAAGUAAAUCCUUCCAUCUGAAAGGAUUUAGUUGCAUUAAUAACCUCAUAACAUUCUAAUUUUCAUUCCAGUCUUGGUUGGAAAUAGAAUCUCUGUAUUGAUUCAGGUAAAAACUGAACUUCACAGCAUGUUGGAGCAAAACAACCAGAUAAAAACUGUGAUGGUGUUGGAUUGUCAGACUGUAAUGUUGCAGCUCAAAGCAGCUUUUCUAUCUCAGUUCAUUCUGACAUUCAGCUAUGAAUCAACACAGCAGAUGGUGAUCCAUGCUGUGGAAGUCUCACAUCUCCUGAUUUAAUGGAGCUGCUUUGCACUUUUUACACUGUUUAUUAGGGAUGCAACGAUACUCGAUUUUUUAUUGAACCGUUCGAUACGCCCUCUUCGAUUCAAUACGCAAAAACGUUCGAUCCAAAUUAAAACAGCGCUCCCAAAAUAUAUUUUCCGAACUUUUUCUAGUGUGCUCUCGCUAAAAUGCCAUGGGCACAACCAAGGCUGAGCCCUCUGCCUUGAAAAGCUCCCAGAAAGCUCCUCCCCGCAAGCAGCCCGCCUCCCCUCAUCCCCCAAGCUGCCUGGAGGGCGGGGGCAACCACGCUGCUGUUGUUUGAGGGAGAGGUGACAGACACGAGGAUCAUGGCUAGCGGGGAAAGACAAAAGUUUGAGGAGGCGGCUUCUAGGUCGUACAGAUCCGCUGUAUGGCAGCAUUUUGGGUUUGCUGUUGAUUAUAAUGAUGAGGGGACGAAAAUGGUGACUAAAACAAAAACUGUGUGCAAGUAUUGCCUUACAACUAUACCGUACAUCACGGGCAACACGACCAACAUGACCACUCAUCUCCGCCGCCAUCACCCAGACAAGUCAUCUGCGAGCGGGGCAGAGGACAAGGUAACGCGACCCAAGUCUCAGAGCAGCAUAGCGGACGCCUUUCAAAAGAAGUACACUUUCACCUCCGAUAAACAUAAGAAAAUCACACGUGCUGUUGGAACAUUUAUUGCCAAAGCUUUGCAGCCUUAUUCUGUGGUUGAAAAUGAUGGCUUUUUGUACCUUAUGAAAACUGUUGAUCCACGAUAUGCUAUCCCCUCUCGUACAUAUUAUAUAAUGUUAUGCACUAAAAUGCAUGUUUUUAUUAUGGCAUUGUUAUUUUUGCUUGUUAGCAAAAUUAAAAAAAUAUAUAUCGAAAGAGGAAUAACACUUGUAUUUUUUUUUUCAGAGCAUUAAAUGUAUUGAAUCGAACCGAAAAUCGUGUCCCUCAUAUCGAAAAUCGUACCGAACCGUGACUUAACUGUAUCGUUGCAUCCCUACUGUUUAUUCACCAACACUUUAUUUAAUAAAAGUCCCAUCUAGUUUUUAUGAGGAAUGUGAUGUUUUAAUUUCUCUGUGAAUAACUGCAGUCUAAUGGAACAGCUGGAAUUGUAACAUCUGUCCUGAUAUUGAUCAUGAAGUAUUGAUCAGAAUACUUAUGGUCAGCAGUCAUCCCUGAAGUUUUACAUUCAAAUCAUUACUUGUGUUGUGAACUUUGGUAAGAAGCAGAAACUUUAGCGUUGCCAUGGAUACAGGAGUGUUAAAUUCUGUCCAUGUUUCCAUUUUGGGAAAUUCAGUCCAGCAGAUCAGUUUGUUUUUACUGCCAGCUACAUUCAGUCUGAGAUAUUAAGAAUAAAUAAAUGUGCAUAAUGUGGAAAUGAACAGAUUCUAUUUUUAUUUAUUCCUACAGAUGCUGCAGGUAAAGUUAUAGAAUGUGGAGGAAUUUAGUCUCACAAUCACAGACAAUAAAUAUUAUCUGAAAGUCGGAUUAUUGUUGUUUAUCAGCACAAUACAAAAAGAUUCAUGUUAGAAAUAUUCCAGUUAAGACUCUAGAAUAUCAGGAUUUAUGUAAAUUUACCUCAAUAAUAUGAAUGUUCAGGUUGUGCAGUGAUAUUUAUUAUGUGAGUUUAGCUGAUUAAAGUUUAUUAUUUAUUAUUUAAAUUGACAUCACUAUUAUAAUAUUUAGGGUCAGACUCUACAGUAUUGAGAUUAAGAAAUCAAAUAUUCUAUAAAAUGUAAAUACACUGAACUCAUUUGGAGAUAUUUAAGUGAGACUCUACAAUAUUAUUUAUGACACAAAUCUAUCUAAAUCAACAUUUUAAUCAUUUUUACUCCAAACAUUUACUGGACUGAUUUAAACAUUAAAAUCACUUCUUUCUAAUCCUCUGCUGUACGUUCAAACCUGAGGCCUUAAAUAGAAACACACAAGUAUCUGAUUGAAGGAACUUCUGCAGAGUCCUGGUUCCAGAACAUGAUGAUAGAAUUAUAGACAAACUUUAACAAAAGCUGCCUGAGAGUUUACAGGUUUUUAUGUUAGAUUUCUUCAGUAAUUUAAUGAGAGUUAUCAGCAAAAAUCAAGUGUUCAUUUGAUGAACUUCACUUCCUAAAACAUCCAGAAUUGGAGCUCAUAUCUUUGGCAGCUGUAAAGUUUCUGCUCCUUCAAAGUUCACAACACAAUAAAUGAAUUCCUAAAACACUCUCAAUGCUGGAGAGCGUUUGAUGCUGAAGCAGUGACCAGUUUUUCUGUUUCUUCUCUGGAGAUGCACAAUGAGGGACGUCUGCAGAGACUGAGAAAGAGUCUCACCACAUCCUGACAUGAGGAAAAAGACUUUAUUGAAGACUACAAUGAGAAAAACUAUCAGACAGCAGACGGCUGCAUUCAAGGUGAGAUCUGAACAUUUGAUCUGGAACAGGAAUUCAAUAACGGCAGCAUGAGCUUCAUUUCAGUCUGUAGCUGCUGAAUUCAUGGAUGAAUCAUCUGGCACUAGAGAGGAAGACCAUCAAACAUCCACGUCAGCUGAUGGAGGUCCAAGAGUCUCACCCAACAAACAACCUACAGAGUGAAGACCUCCAAUCUGAUUGGACGGCCUCCUAUUCAGCCACAUGUGUGAACAAAUGCCUCUAAGCUGAUUUGUUUUCUAAAAUAAAUCUAGUUUGAGUCCUAA